UUCUUUUGUUCCCUUACCCUUUUCCUCUUCCCCUCCUCCCCUCCUCCCCUCUUAUCCUUGACCGUGAUCUCCAGGCAUGCCGGUCUGCACCCUCCAGCUUCCCUGCAGCCGAUCGUCGUCGUUAUCUUAUCAUGGCCACCCUUGAGCAGCCCGUGCCCGUCCAGCGCACCGCCAUCCCACGGUCCCGAUCAGCCCGCCUAACGAGUCAAGCUGCCACCGCUGCCCUCUAUGUGACCCACCCGGAGCGCAGACUAUCCGUUCGCGAGCCCUCUGCCGCCGAAACCGAAUUAUCCACUUUGAAGGCAACCGGCUCCCGCCCUGGCUUCAGCCAUGCGUCUGCAGUAGCCGCUCUCGCCCACGCUAGGUCCAGAGGACAGGUCACGAAAGAAACAGCCGCUGCACAGGAUGCUGGCGACAAUCGCCUGGCCGAGGGGCCAAGUCUGGAAGGGUAUAAGGCGGCGGCAUUCGUUUUCAAGGACCGUCAAGCAGUCUCUAGUGUCCCUACCGUGUCCCCAGUCUUGAAAUAUGACAUAACCGGAUCAGGUCAGACGGCGGACGCAUACCUAGGAGCCACAGGCCGAGACAGGGCCCUUCAUGCCGCGACGGGGGCGCUAUAUGCCAACCGGAAGAGAUCUGACUCUGCACCAUCCGAGGCACCUCGCGCAGGCAUGGACGCCGAUGACGUCCUCGGUGACAUCGGCAGCGCCAUGGAAGCCAGUAGGAUUCAACACAUUUCCAAUACCAACGCUCGGCUCUACACGGCUUCCCCACCAGUCGCGCCCGAGGUAGAGGAAUACAAACGGAAGAGCAUCCUGCAAGCCGCCGCAGUAUCUAUGGCGCGCGACAUGUAUGCGGUUGUCGAAGCCAAGGAACAGGGACAGGUUGGCCUCAGUCGCAUACGCUCCCAGCGAUCAGUCACGGGAGCUGAGCCGAUGGCUCUGCAGCAGGCGUUCAGCUUACAGGAUAUGGCCCAGAAGCGUGCAGCGGAGAAACUGGCUAGCAUGCAGGACGAGACGGCAGUCUACCGCGAGUACUAUGGGAUCGAGCCGCAAACAACGCGCCCCAGCUUGCAGGUUCGCAGACGGAGAACGUCGAUAGACACGGACGUCUCUUCUGUUGAUGCAGAGCGAUCGAAGGAGAUAAGGAACCAGAUGUACAGCCUGCGAUCAAAGCUCGAUGCAGUGGAUGAGCGUAGAGAAAAGGACCGCGCACUUCUGAUGGAGGCGGCGAGGAAGAAUGUCGAUGCCGCCAUCCAAGACAUGGAGAUGCGUGUCUAUGCGGACACCGGGCGUGCUCCUGCUGCGAGGCAGAAGGCAAUGGAAGAGGCCGCCUUAGCCCACGCAAAACAGGAAAGACAGGAAACGACGACGCAGUACCCGUUGGCCGACCGCGUGAACAUCAGCUCCGGAAAAUACGUCGACAUGGCUGAUGUUGAGGCUCUUGCCCGUUCUAGACUGCAACCCACCUUUGACGAGAUUGCGGACCGCGCGGAAGCCCAGCGGGCAAGAGAACUAGAGCAACGCCUCGAUCAGGAAGAAGCGGAGAGACAGGAGGCCAUUGAGCGUGAACGGGAGGCCGAUACCAGGGCAGAAGAGAAACGGCUGAAAGCACUGUUGAAAUUGGAAUCUAAGUCUAGAGAAGAGAAGGCUUGGCUGUGGAGCAGGAAGUUGAAGCGCGCUUCUGACAAUGCACCGGACGAAAGAUAUACUGCAACAGGGGCCAUGGAUGGGGCAGCAGAUGAGGUACCGGCUGAGGCUAGGCCGCAACAGACCGACAAGGACGCUGGAGCUGCUGUUUCAGGUGCUGUCGCAGAAACCGGGUCUAGCGAGGCCAUGUCUAAAUCCGAGUCCAAGCUCAAGUCCUGGUUGAAGGGCAGGCUGGGACGGCGAUCCAGUGGCGGUACCGCUGAGCCUGCGAAGGGCGGCAAGGAUGAAAGCCCGGAAGGAGCCGGAGCAGUAGAUACCGAAGCAGCGACUCAGCCACAGGAAGCGGCUCAAGUGAGUGGAGAUGAGGAAGUCCAGGAAGCUCGGCCAAAACAGGAAACCGAAGGCGGGCAAGGAAGAACAUGGGACAUUGCCCAUCCAGCCGGGGAGGUCCCCGAAGUCCCAGAACUCCCUGCGGCCCCUGCAGUAUCUGCUACCCCCGCGGUCCCCGAGGCUUCCACGGAAGGCGCUGUCGAGGACGAGUCUCGACGAGCGCCGUUAAGGUCUCAUCCUGUAACGAGCAUGGACCUUCGUGACGUGCAGAUCAAGGUGCCGUCGGCCGAUGAAGGCCAUACGAAUGGAGCACAAGGCGAGGAUCAGGCGGCACAGCGCGCUUCCAAUUCCUUCGAAGAGCCAGCCGCGGACAGCAAGCGGAAAGGGCUGAUGUCCGGGUUCAAGAAGGUCGUCUCGAAGAAUGCCCCCGAGGCGAAGACGAACGGAGUCGGGAGCAACGACAUGGCUCGGAGAAGCUCCCAGGCCAUCCCCACCCUGGCAGUGGAGGCGGACCGCGGCGAGAGUGCCACGGAUCCAGGACUGACAGUGCCGGCUGCGACAAGCAAGCGAUUGAGCAGUGGCCGGGAGUCCCGGUUCUCUGAGAAGCUGUGAAUUUUGCCCUCUAUGGGUUGAACAUGUUGCUAUGUACGAUGAUGUAUGGAGUUUGUGUUUGUGUUUGUUUGUGUGUGUGUGUGUGUGUGUGUGUGUGUUAUUUAUGUCUUUUGGGGGGGGUAUCUGGUAUCUGGUCGGCGAGAUUGCUUUUGUCGGCGGCGAACAGGGUCGGGGGAGACAAAAGGCGUUCUUCAGGGAACCCGGUCCAUACGCACGUAAUACUGCCAUUUUGAUGGAUAAUGAUUGAUUGAUUGUUUUGAG
Aspergillus heteromorphus CBS 117.55 is the source of this 2849-nucleotide messenger RNA. RefSeq lists its product as uncharacterized. NCBI's taxonomy places the organism in Eukaryota, Fungi, Ascomycota, Eurotiomycetes, Eurotiales, Aspergillaceae. Gene Ontology annotation, biological process: eisosome assembly. The record is from RefSeq and is a predicted model, not a curated record. Bases 132 to 2588 code for a protein of 818 amino acids. The transcript is spliced from 4 exons.